AAAUUAAACAAGCAUGUUUAGUGACGAAGAAAUUAAGGAGAUGCUUGUGGAGGCAGCCUCCCAGAAGGUCUCCGCUCAAUUGAAUAUCGGGGAGUUUUGUUGGUUCAGAAAUGAGGAAUACGAUGAAAAUGACAUGAGCGGCGACUCUUACCCCUUUUUUGUAGGGAAAGUUAAGGAUUUGGAUGAAGAGAAUGAACUUGUGACUCUUGAAACUAAUACUGAUAGGUCACCAUGUAAUGAAUACAAGUAUUUAGAAGGACCCUUUCAGAUCUCGAAGACUAUGACAAUGGAGUACUCUGAAGAUGCUGAGGAAGGAAUCAGAGAUAUGAUCGAUCUUAAUGAGCUAAAUCAUUCCACGCUGCUGUUUAAUAUGAAAAAGAGAUAUGUCAGAGAUGAUAUUAAUACUUUUGUAGGACCAACUUUGUUGAUCAUUAAUCCUUUCAAGAAGAUCCCCAAUGUAAUGUCUGAAGAAACUAUCGAGCGGUACAUGUCUAUUAUUACAGCUGAAAACAUGCUUCAAAGGAAGAAGGAGCUAGAUCCACAUAUUUUCUCAGUUGCAGCAACUGCAUUCAGACAAUUGAAAGAGAACAAGCAGAAGCAAGCUAUUGUCAUCAGUGGAGAGUCUGGUGCAGGGAAGACUGAGAGUGCUAAGAUUGCAAUGAAGUUCCUCACUGCUCUUUCCUCCCUCUCGGGAGAAGGUAAAGAAGAGAAGAAAGUUGAAGAGGGAGAGGCUACAAUUGAGAAAAAGAUUCUGGAUUGUAACCCAGUCCUUGAAGCUUUUGGAAAUGCUAAAACUGUCAGAAAUAACAACAGUAGUAGAUUUGGGAAAUACGUAAAGCUCGUAUUUAACCUUAGGAGAGGAGAUAUUCUAGGUGCAGAGACUCUGAACUAUCUUCUUGAGAAAUCAAGAGUAUGUAAGCAGUCCUCAGAAGAGCGAAACUACCAUAUUUUCUAUCAUCUGAUCAAAGGAGCUGAUCUUGAGAUGCUUAAACAACUCAGGCUAACUGUUGAUGAUGAGAGGCCAGAUUAUACCAUGUUUAACUAUUUAAGAGAGGGCACAGAUUUUCCUGACGAUACUGUCCUAGAUGACAAGGCACUAUAUGAUGAACUAAUCCAAGUCUUCAAGGAUUUAAACUUCACAGAUGAGGAACAGUAUGGAGUCUGGAGAACAGUCGCAGCUUGCCUUAAAAUUGGAGAAAUUGAAUUCUCAGAAGAGAACUUUGAUGAAUCAGGAGUUCCUUGUGACAUUACCAACAAAAAUAUCCUUGAGGAUGUUGCCUUCCUUCUUGGAAUGGAAGACCCUCAUGAUCUAGAAGUAGAAAUUGUUAAUAAAGAGCCAAUGACUGGAGUUACAAUUAGAGCACCUUUGAAGUUACAAGAUUGAUACGAUGCCAGAGAUUCUUUAGCUAAAGAUUUAUUUAACAAGCUCUUCUGAUGGUUAGUUCAGAGGAUGAAUCUCACAAUCCUGCCAAAGUUUAUGCUGAAAGGAGGAAACCCAUCCCAGGCAUCGACGACUAAGACUAUCGGAUUGCUGGAUAUUUUUGGAUUUGAGAGGUUCAAGCAUAACUUCUUUGAGCAGCUUCUAAUUAACUACACAAAUGAGAAGCUACAUAAACUGUACAUUUCAGCUGUAUUUGAUGCUGAAAAGGUGGAAUUGAGCAAUGAAGGUCUAGGGCAUUGUCUAAAGAACCUUAAAUAUCCUGAUAACACCGGAGUUGAAGUUAUCAAACUUCUUGAUGAGAAGCAAAGAAUUGGUCAGGCUAAUACCAAGAACGGAAUCUGUACAGUUACAGAUGACUUUUCAAAGUCCCAGCCAAGGCCGAACUUUGAUGCUAUUAUGGACUUCGUUAUGCAAAAUCAUGGAGAUAACCCUAAAAUUCAGAUUGAUUUUAAGAAAGAUAAGAAUAGGGAUAAGUUUACAAUUGUUCAUUCAGCAAAGGAAGUAAAAUAUGAUAUUAAGACUUUUAUCGUCAAAAAUGUCGACUCUAUCAGUCCAAGCCUUGAGAAAAUUGUUGCGGCCAAAGGUGAUGAUCAGAUCAGUAUGAUCUACAGCAAUUUCGUCCCUGGAAUUAAAGUUGACGAAGAUGAAGAAGAUUCAUCUCCUCGAGGAAAGAAAUCUAACUUGAAGACCAUCUGGUCAAAGUUUAGUGUUCAAAUGAAGAACUUAAUGCUUGAACUUGCUGAACCCCUUCUCGACCUUGGAGAAGGCAAUGCUAAAAAGAAAAAGGCAGUAUGUGAGCCUUGUGAACUCCACUUUUUACGCUGCAUCAAACCAAACGAGCUGAAGGUUUCUGACUUCUUUGUAGACUCCAUGACUUUGAUGCAGAUGACCUACAUGGGAGUUCUGGAAUCAAUAGAAGUAAAACAGAAGAACUUCCCAUACAGAAGAAAGUUCCAGGAUUUCUUUCAUAGAUACGAGGAUUUAUGCAAUAGCACUGCUUCAAAGCGAUACGACACUCUUGUCAAGGAAGGUGCUAACUUCAAGAAAUUAUGUGAGGAAAUUCUCGAGACCUGCUUUAGAGGCCUCGCCAAUGGACUAUUUGCAUUUGGACACAAGAAGUUAUUUCUAAAGAACGAGCUUGUCUUACUCAUGGAGAAAUGUAGAACCAAGGCACAAGAGAAGAAGGCAUAUGCCGUAGAUGUCAUCCAAAGAAGUUUCCGUAUCAAAAUGAACAACUCGAAGCAUCAUGAUAAGAUGAUCAAGGUUCAUAGGAUCCAACUGUUCUGGAGGAAGCGGGAGGAAAUGAUAAGAGCUGCAAAAAUCAAGAAAUUUAUUGAUAAGCUCAAAGACAUUUUCAGAAGGACUAGGAUCCAAGUUAAUCGUGAAAAAUUCGAACUCGAGUCACGCAAGAAGAUUAUUAAGUGGAUGAGGCUCAAUGUGUUCAAACAGAAAUUACUAAGAUUCUCCUUGAAUGGGAAAAUAGUCGCAGAUCUUUUUGAAGAAUCUUGGUUACAAAUUCGGGAAGAAGCUGAACUCAAGACUGCAGUCACUGUCCAGAGAAUCUUCAAAGGAUUCCUUGAAAAGAGAAAGCACGAUAAAGCAGUGAAGCUUGGAUUAAAGGCAAAAUAUGAUUGAGCCUCAACAAAAGCUUUAAGGAUUAUUCAGAAGAACUUCAGAGGGGUUUUAGUCAGAAACCGACUGAGAACACUCCAUCAUGCAGCUGCAUUCAUCCAAGGUCAUAUGAGGAUGAGAUGGCUUUCCACUCUUUUCCAGAAAAUGAGAUUUGAAAUUAGAAAGAUACAGCGAUGCACUAGGAAGUUCCUUAUCCGAAAGAAGAAGAUGAAAGAGCGACUCAUGGAAUUCUUUCCACAAGAAAUUGCCUCGCUUGAAAAUGUGCGAAAUGUUGAGAAUUAUGCAAUGUUCGGAGAACCAGAAGAGGAUGAAGACAAGAAUAACUUUUUUAAGAAUCACACUCCUUACAACCUGAAGAAAGUUAACCUUUUCAGUCAGAUUGUUGACGUCCAGUUGCUAUGUGACACAAGCGAUGUGUACGAAACUCCUUGGUCUUUGCACUGGCUUCAAUUAUCCCAAGAAAUGUUGACUAAUGAUACCCCAAUUCAAAGAAUUUCUCUUGGAAGUACACAUACCUUAGCUGUGAAUAGUAAAUCCAAGCUGUAUUCUUGGGGAUGGAACGAAUUCGGACAACUAGGAACUAGCCCUGAUGAGGAAAUGAAAAGAGAGAUCAGACAAGGAGUCUCAGCUGCAAAGCAAUUAAGUGUUCAUGUCGACUCCAGAAACCCUGCCUCUGCCUUUGGAAGAGUCAAGCAGAUUGUUUCAGGAGAAGACCAUAACUUAAUCAGAGAUGAGAGCGGAAAUGUGUUCGCUUUCGGAGAUAAUUCCAAAGGACAGCUUGGAAUGGGCCAUUAUAAGGAAAUUCAUACACCAACGAGAAUCCAGGCCCUUCCAGAAAACUCAGUCAAGGAGAUUUCUACUUGUGGAAAUCAGAACUUAGCAUGAACUACCAGCGGGAAGGUUUAUAUCUGGCCUUGAGUGAAGGAAGGGCAUAAGAUCUCCAUCCCCCAAUGUAUUGGAUUAGAGUCUCCUAAGACAAAGAUAUGCAGUGUUAGUUGUGGAUACAACUUUGGUGUUUUGCUUUCAACCCAGGGAUUAGUGUAUUCCUUCGGUAAAAACAACUCUGACGGCCAACUUGGCCACGGUGAUAGAGAUCCAAGAGGAUUCCCUGAAAUUAUUGAUAGCUUGAAGCAAGCAGGGGAGAAAGUAGAAGUAGUUGAUUGUGGAUUCAGACAUGUCAUUGCCAGAACAUCUCUUGGAAAAAUUUAUACCUGGGGAUGGGGCCUAAAUGGGCAAUUAGGACAUGGAGAGAAAUUUUCAGAACUUUCUCCAAGACAUCUUAAUAUGGAUACGAAGAAGAGAAAGAAUAAAUGCAUCCAAAUAGCAGCUGGAUAUGAACACUCUGUUGUGCUGAUGGAAAAUCGAAAGAUUUACUGGUUCGGAAGAAAUGGAACUUUGCUUGAGCCUACAUAUUCCCCAGCCAAAUUUGAUUUGACUAUGAAAAUUCCAUCUAUUUUCCCUUCAAGUGAUCAACUCGGAGGAGCUACAAAUCCGAAUAUAGAGUUUAUUGUUACAAAAAUCAAUUGUUCAUGGAAUAAGACCCUGAGCUUAACUGAUAUUAUCGUUGCUGACAUUAGAAGUCUAGAAAAUAUAACUCCUCACCAGAUCCAGUCAGCACUAAAGACUUUGUCAAACGCUUGGUGUUCAGAUGAAAUUGAGCCCCCUUAUAUUGAGUCGAUUUCAAAAUAUUUCAGCGUGAACUCAAUGAAAAAGCCAACUAUCCCUCCCAAGACUAAGCCAAAACCCAAGAACGCAAUGAAGUUGAGUCCAAGAGGAAAGAGGAGAAUUUAUUAAUCAUCUGAUUCAAUAAUAAAA
Messenger RNA from Moneuplotes crassus, 4888 nucleotides. The record is from the annotation of a GenBank genome assembly. Lineage: Eukaryota; Ciliophora; Spirotrichea; Euplotida; Euplotidae.